This is a messenger RNA of Bactrocera neohumeralis, 5156 nucleotides long. RefSeq lists its product as uncharacterized. The transcript is spliced from 22 exons. NCBI's taxonomy places the organism in Eukaryota, Metazoa, Arthropoda, Insecta, Diptera, Tephritidae. The record is from RefSeq and is a predicted model, not a curated record. The coding region runs from base 1347 to 4694 and encodes 1115 amino acids.
AUAGUUGAUUGCAUAGAUAAAGUGAUGUCCAACUCCUCUCUCACUGGGAGUGAACGUUUUGUAAUUUGAAGCAUCAUAGUAUUGUUUUCAAUGGAAAAUGAUUAAAAACAUUUAAUUAUUGAGAGCUAACAAGCUUAAAUCCUUUUAUUGGGUAUUGAGAGGUCAAAGGUCAGUUAUUCUAAUAUACUUUAAUAAGAUUUAAAUAACCACUAUAUAGUAAUUUUUAUUCAUACUAAAUGUUGGGUGUUUUAAUUCAAAUGCCCAAAAAUUAUUAUUUUGUUCAAUCUGGCCAUAAUGGAAAAUGUUAUAAAAAACGCUAAUUUUGAAGCGCUCUCACACUGGAAUAAGUUGGACAUCCCUUUAUUCCUGGUUGAUUGUAUGUCUUUUAUGUACAAGUACAUACCACAUAUGCACACAUACAUUUGCAUGUGACUGUUUGCAGAUCAGUGUUUCCAUUAGGGUGUGAACGUGAAAAUGAUUUUCCUUUUUGUUUGCGAUUAUUCCGCCUUUUCAUACAAUAUCCGUUAUUCUACUUAUUAUUAAAUUUAAUGUACAUAUCUUCAUAAUACUUCUUUACCUUUGAGCACUAUUUUACAGUUUCAAAGCACAACUGAGUUAAAUUUAUAAAUGUACUAUUGUAAUAUACAUAUGUACAUAUAUAAUUUUAAUAUGAAAAUGUGUAUAUAUAAAGGAUUAAUUUCUAACUUGAUAUUAGAGUUUACCGGUAGUCUACCGUUUAGGAUGAUUUAUGACAUUUUUACGAGGAAGAAAUAAUAAAAACCAAAAUAUCAUUCCUUGGUUAAGUUCGAAAGUUUAAACAAAUACAUAUAUAUGUAUAUUUUAAAGAGUGAAUCAUUAGAGUAUUUAUAAAUUUUAUUUUCUACCCUUAUGUUCAAACAUAUUUAUCAAAAGGCUUAUAUACACCCGUACAUGUUAGGAAUGUUUGCCAAUUACCAGUUUCAUCUACAAUAAAAUCCACACUGUUAAUAUUAUAAACAAAAACCCAGGUUAGAAAGGUAUUAGUAUUGGUACUGCCCAAUGCACAAAUUGAGGCACAAUUCAAGUAUGAAACACGCUUAACGACAUUCGUUCACAGUCGUUUUUAAUUCGUUCAGAAGCAACAAUUUGACUUGGAAUUGAGUGUCACGCAUAUUGUGUAUGACAAAAAAAAAAAGAAAAAAUUAAUAAAAAGGCAUAAAUACGACAAAAUCUAAAAAAAAAACGAAUGAACACCAAAAAUUAGUAUAUAAAAAAUUUUUCUUUAGAUAACAUUUAAAAACUCAACUUGCCAAACAGAUAAAAUAUUAAAAAAAUUGGCAUUGGGAAGGAUUAAAACAUCAAUUCAUAUGAAUCAAAAUCUUAGUAAAAGUACCAAUAUGAGUGGCAGACUCAAGAAUUCAACUCCUCAAACCCCCAACAUAUGUCCGCAAGUUCGUAGCCGACCACGUAACCGCCAAUUUCGUUUAAUGUCGACAUCAGCAAAUGAAGAGGAACUAUCUCCCAAUUCACCGCCCACUAUUCUUAACAUAGUGGUACCAAGUCAUAUAGGCAGUGAAACUUCGGUUGUAAGUUCUGGUUUAAAUGCAGCAUCGUUAAAUGUGGUCACAAAGUCAUCGGCGCCAUUUGUGCCGUCGCCGCUGUUAGAUUCGAACGAGUACUAUGAGAAUUCACAACAUCCGCAUUGGCUUGAAGAGUCUAAUUCAACCAUUAAAUCGUCCACAAAGAAGUGCCAGUCAAAAUCUACCAAAAUUGAAAAAACGUUUUCUAAGGAGGACCACUUUGAGUCUCAACAAUCAGCUAAAAUCUGUCAUCCUUUUAAACCCCUACAAUAUGACGUAAGCUAUUUGAAGCAGCGUCUGGUCAAGUACCGUGCUGAAACAGAAAGUUGUGGAGAUGCAGCUAAAUUGAAUGAGCAAUUAAAUGAAAUAUUUAUUCGACGCUUGGUAGACAUUGAAAAUAUGGCGAAAGGUGAUACGGAUAUCAAGCUUGUAACUUAUCAGGAAUGGGUGGAUAUGCUAAUGCAAAUCAACGAAGUUAUCAUUUGUAAUAUGACAGAUCUAGAGAGCGAGGUUGCAGAAAAACUAGAAUGCAUGAAACGUCGGAUUCAAUCCAGCUGUAGUCAAACCAGCAAUAAUGAACAUAAAUAUCGUCAGGACAUUUGUUCUCUAAUGAAACUCAUAAAAAACGCCUAUCAUCACGAUAACUGGGAUAUUGAGGGGCUUGAAUUUCAGACGGUAAAUCUACCUGAAAUUUUGGGCACGAGAAAUAUCACUUGUUCGGACCUGCAACAAUCAAAUAUUAUGACGCUAGAAUGCGGCGAAGAUGAUCGAGACUCCCCCAAUAGGUGUUGUCUUAAAGAGCCCGAGUGCGUUUUGCAAAAUGUUGUAUUUGAUCCGCCUGAUGUUGGGGGUGGGGAAAAUGAUCUACAUUCGAGCUGCGUCGCCAGUUGCGCCAAUACCUGCAAACUAAACGAAAACAUGGAAAAUGUAACAGAUAACUCAUUAGAUCUAUGCAAAAAGAGUUGCCUUGCAAAUCAAUAUAACUCCAAUUCGAAUUUGCGUGCUUUAGCGGAGGAGGUAGCCGAAAAACAUGAUGAAAUCUGUGACUUAAGGCGACAAAUUUCUUGCUUAGAGGAUGAGAUACAGAAGGCGCAACAAAAGAUUCAGCUAAAGGACAAUGUUAUAAAAGAGUUGCGAAAUGAUUUGAAAUGUGUCAAUACCAAGCUAAUUGAUAACGGCUUAAGUAUUUGUGGUACAUGUGCCGGAGCUUCGUCCAAUUAUAGUAUGCCACCGAUCAACUUGGAGGAACUGUCGUCACGAAGUGCUUCGACACAAGUGUCUGCUGGGUUAAAGUCAUGCAACCAGGUUUCAUUUAUUGCUGAAAAUUUAUCUUAUGAUUCAUUGAGUAAUGCCGGUCAAGUGGAACAACAAAGGCUAAAAGCUCUCGAAAUUGAAUUAAACGAACUUUUUCAAGUUACUAAGGAGUUUAAAAGCCAAAAUCUAGAAUAUCAUCGAAAGCGACUGUCGGAUAUUUUAAACAAAUCAGAAAGUGAAAAAGCAGAAGCCUAUAGAAAGUUAGACUCCAUUCGUAAGCAGCUCAUUAACUUAGAAGCUUCUACCGCAAUGUCGUUUAAAAGCUGCUGCAAUGAUUCUGAUUCAGGCUUUAGCUCUAAAUGCGACAGUAAUCAGGAUGCUAAGAUAUUUGAUGCUCUUCGAAAUCGUUUACAACGUCUAAAUGAAAUGAACAUGGCAUUGAAUCAUCGCGUUCAAGCGCUUACAAUUGAAAAUAAUGAACUAUCGACAUGCUUAAAAACAGAGCAGACUUUUGCAAAGAGGAAUAGUGAUACACUAAAGACUCUAGCUGAUAUGAUUUGUGGAAUGUCGGACCAGGAAUUUGUCUACGAUGAAAUUUAUGAUAGAAAUUCUGAGUCUAACCCUUUCUGUCAAGCCAUCAUAAAAAUGAAAUACGAUUUCGAGGAAAAGGAAAGUAAACUUAUGAAUAGCUCAUCAAUCACACACGAACAGAACGAAGAUCUUCGAUGCCAGGUACAGCAACUGCAGGGUACUAUUUUGGAAAAAGAGCAAUGUAUAGGAAAGCUAAAUAGUAUGCUGGACCAACUGCGAUACGAACAACAAUGUUCUAACGACUGUUGUCUUAAAGCUAAAGACAAGGAAAUACGAGAGUUGUGUCAGAAGUUGGAACAGGCGAAUAAGAAAGUUGAAUCACUUGUAUGUGAACUAGAACAAAGCCAAAAGCAGGAGCGGUUUUUGCUUUGCGAAACUCGUAAACUGAACGAAGAAUUAAAUGACAGUAAACGGAAACACGAUAACUUAAGUACGCAGUUGCAUCGAUUAAAUAAACUAUUGAAGUCACAAAACGAUUGUCGGACAGAUAUUUGUAAAAAAUACGAAGAACUGGAACGGAAUUAUGAGGAUCAGGCGAAACAGUUACGAGCCGCCUGUGCGCAAAUGAAUUGCCUACAAGAACGUUUAGCACUGAUGGAUAAACGACAAGAGGAGCAUAACAUGGAGCGUAAUCUAUUAAGAGAUGAGGUACUCGCUUUGAAAGAAAAAGAGGCGAAAUUACUAAAUAAACAAAGAUGUCUGGGGGAUAAAUUAUUGAAGACAGAAAAUGAAUUAUAUACGGCGCACGAUGUAAUGAAGGAGCAGCAACAUAUCAUGCAACGCAGUGAAUCAACACAAAAAGACUGUACAAAGCGACUUCAAGAGGCGAACAAUGAGCUAAAGCGACAAUUCAACGUACUUUGCGAUGACUACAAGCAACUCGAGAAUGAGUACAGAAAACAAUGUGAUCUACGCAAACAAAAUGAGAAGGUUAUUGACUCAUUUCGAAAAUGGAAGGAAGCACAGCUUAAAGCAGAUGACGCGACUCGAGCAAGUUUUAAACAGUAUGAGGGACACAUUAAACUUUUACUUGAGGAAAAACAACAAUUCACCGAACAGUAUCGUUGUCUGCAUGGAGACUACCUUGCGCUGCAAAAUGAAUUAGAAAGAAUAAAAAUGUGCGCCUUCAGAUUUAGCAAUUCUGGACCUUCUUCGAAUAUUUCAGAAAAAUCGAUGCCUCAGCGCAUUGAAUUAAUUCGAAGCACAUCAUUGCGCGUUUCACAGAAGAGCAGUUCUUUACAAUGUGAUGACACAACCCAAGAAGCAUCUGCUUCGACAAAUCAUCUAUGAGGUUACUCGCUAAACAUGAUCAUCAAGCAAUAAAGUAUAAUAACUUAGUUAUUUAGGAAAGCUGUGUAGCGCGCCACUUCUUGGGAUAUUCACCAUUGAAAGCUCCAUAACAGAAAUACACUGUCGACGAAUGUGAAUCACAUGUAUAAUACCUACUUAAUUAAUUUGAGUAUAUUAACUAGUUGUGUUCGAAGUUACUAAAUGUGGGUAUAUGUAUACAUAUAUUAUAUUUAUCUAUGCAUAUAUAUAUGUACCAACUAUACAAACAAAUUAAAAUAUUUUUAGUACACAUAUUUAUUUUUUGACAAUGAUCGUUUUAUGGUAAAUAUGUAUAUCACAUACUAUACGUAUCAAAGCAGAAUAUAUUGCUUUUAAAUUAGAUUAGCACGCAUUCAUAAAAAAUGUAUAUUUAUGGCAACAAAAAUCAAAAUGUGGAAAUAAAAAGACACCAUUUUAAUUAAA